GAGCGUAUUUCUGUUUCUUAUGCCUUGCUAAGAAUACUUAUUUGGCUUCCAAUAAAAUUACUCUAGAAAACCCUAAGAGAUUUGUUUAAAUUGCUUAUUAGUAUAUGUUAUAAAAUUGACAGGGCAGUGACUAAAAAAGAUUAGAAGUUCACAAACUGUGGGAUUUAAUUUUCUUUUGGGUAAGCUUAGCAAAAACAAUAGGAAAUACCCCAGUGGCAUAGAGAGCAGAAUUCUACAUAGGGUACACUCCCUGCCCCAGCCUUGUUCAAAUUUACUGUUUUUGGAGGCCUUAUUUAGGUCUGGCCCCACCCUGGAGUCUUGCCUCACAGAACUGAUUAGAAGAGAUGAGAGUACUGGGUGGUGAAUCCUGCAGCCUUUCUAGAGCCAGUGCUCACGGUAUUCUGAAACCUAAAAGCAGAUAAAUGGAAAAAAUAAAGUAUGUAUUUUAGGGUCUUAAUUUUUAGUUUUUUUAUUAAAACCAGUGCUUGCAGAGACAUUCCAUUUACCAACCUGUUUUCUAUUCUUGGAGAUGUUGUUGCUCUGCAAGUCAGAAAAAAGUAAAUAUAAACACAAUAAAAAUUUCUCUAAGCUGCAUUAAAGUUUUUCUUUCUGUAUCCCUCUCCUCUGUCUAUAUUUAGCUUUAAUUCUAUACAUUUUUUAAAAAAAUCAGUGACAGAGAAACAAAAGAAAUAAAAAUGCUGGGCCCUUUUUCUAAAUCCAGGGAAUUAUUAAACACUUAAUACCAGCUCCCAAGGUGCUAUGAGGAUUAAAUCAUGUAAUGUGUUAUUCCCAGCAAAGUGCUCUGUAACAGUCCCUUCAGCACAUAGUACCUGCUUAAUAAUCAUUGCAUUAGUACAUGUGAAAAUGUUAUUUUUCUUUUCUUUUUUCUUGAGACAGAGUGUUGCUGUUGUCGUCUAGGCUGGAGUGCAAUGGUGGGAUCUCGACUUACUGCAACCUCUUCCUCCUAAGUUCAAGUGAUUCUCCUACCUCGGCCUCCUGAGUAGCUGGGAUUACAGGCACCCGCCACCAUGCCCAACUAAUUUUUGUAUUUUUAUUAGAGACAGGGUUUCACCAUGUUGGCCAGGUUGGUCUUGAACUCCUGACCUCAGGUGAUCCACCUGUUUUGGACCCCCAAAGUGCCCGGCCUGUUUUUCAAAUGCAGAUUUAUUCAGACAUAGCUGCCUUCUGUUUGUUCUGUAAACUUAAAAGAGCCAGCAAAAAAUAUGAAAAUUGAUUAUCUUCAUUUGUCCUAGAAGUAUUUGUAUUUUGACAAGAGUGCUGAGUGUAAGGAACUCUGCUGUGUCUGCUUUCUCUAACUAAUGCUAAUAAUGAGCCCAAGGGGAGCAACAUCAGCUUUGACAGGAGACUUGUUUAAAACUCCCAUUCAUGAACCCUUUCCAAACCUGCAGUAUCACAUUACAUAGGGGACCACUGACAUUUAUGGAUGUGGCCAUAGAGUUCUCUUUGGAGGAGUGGCAGUGCCUGGACACUGCACAGCGGAAUGUAUAUAGGCAUGUGAUGUUAGAGAACUACAGAAACCUGGUUUUCUUGGACCUGAUUACCUGUCUGGAACAAGGAAAAGAGCCCUGGAAUAUGAAGAGACAUGAGAUGGUGGUAGCCAAACAUUCAGCUGUAGCAUUUACCUUUGAUCUCAGUGGACUCAACAUUUUGUCAUUCCAAAGUAUCCUGCCAUUUGUUUCAGCACUUUAUGUCAUGGGAAACAGAAACCAGUGUCUGCAAAAGCACCUAGAAGCCAGAAAUAAAGAUCUCUGUGUUCUCGUUUUGCCCAAGACCUUUGGCUAGAGCAGAACAUAAAAGAUUCUUUCCAAAAAGUGACACUGAGCAGAUAUGGAAAAUAUGGACAUAAGAAUUUACAGUUAAGAAAAGGCUGUAAAAGUGUGGAUGAGUGUAAGGGACACCAAGGAGGUUUUAAUGGACUUAACCAAUGUUUGAAAAUUACCACAAGCAAAAUAUUUCAAUGUAAUAAAUAUGUAAAAGUCAUGCAUAAAUUUUCAAAUUCAAAUAGACACAAGAUAAGACAUACUGAAAAUAAACAUUUCAGAUGUAAAGAAUGUGACAAAUCACUUUGCAUGCUUUCACGCCUAACUCAACAUAAAAAAAUUCAUACUAGAGAGAAUUUCUACAAAUGUGAAGAGUGUGGAAAAACCUUUAACUGGUCCACAAACCUUUCUAAACCUAAGAAAAUUCAUACUGGAGAAAAACCCUACAAAUGUGAAGUAUGUGGAAAAGCCUUUCACCAAUCCUCAAUCCUUACUAAACAUAAGAUAAUUCGUACUGGAGAAAAACCCUAUAAAUGUGCACACUGUGGCAAAGCCUUUAAACAGUCCUCACACCUUACUAGACAUAAGAUAAUUCAUACUGAAGAGAAACCCUACAAAUGUGAACAAUGUGGCAAGGUCUUUAAGCAGUCCCCAACCCUUACUAAACAUCAGAUAAUUUAUACUGGAGAGGAACCAUACAAAUGUGAGGAAUGUGGCAAAGCUUUUAACCUAUCUUAACAACUUACUGAACAUAAGAAAAUUUACACUAGAGAGAAAGCCUACAAAUGUGAAGAAUGUGGCAAAGCCUUUAACCAGUUUUCAACCCUUAUUACACAUAAGAUAAUUCAUAGCGGAGAGAAACCCCACAAAUGUGAAGAAUGUGGCAGAGCUUUUAACCAGUCCGCAAAGCUCACUGAACAUAAGUUAAUUCAUACUGGAGAAAAACCCUACAAAUGUAAAGAAUGUGGAAAAGCUUUUCACCGAUACUCAAUCCUUAGUACACAUAAGAAAAUUCAUACUGGGGAGAAACCCCACAAAUGUGGAGAAUGCGGAAAAGCCUUUAACUGGUCCUCAACUCUUAUUACACAUAAGAUAAUUCACAGUGGAGAAAAACCCUACAAAUGUGAAGAAUGUGGCAAAGCUUUUAACCAGUCCUCACACCUUAUGAGACAUAAGAAAAUUCAUAGUAAAGAGAAACCCUACAAAUGUGAACAGUGUGGCAAGGUCUUUAAGAAGUCCUCAACUCUUACUGCACAUAAGAUCAUUCAUACUGGAGAGAAACCUUACAAAUGUGAGGAAUGUGGCAAAGGUUUUAGCCAACUCUCAAACCUUACUAAACACAAGAAGAUUCAUACUAGAGAGAAACCCUACAAAUGUGAAGAAUGUGGCAUAUCUUUUAACCAGUUCUCACAACUUGCUAUACAUAAGAUGAUUCACACUUGAAUGAAACCCUACAAAUGUGAACGAUGUGGCAGUUGUUUUAACUAGUUCUCGAACUUUACUAUGCAUAAGAAAAUUCAAACUGGAGAGAAACUCUACAAAUGUGAAGAAUGUGGCAAAGCUUUUAACCAAGUCUCAACACUUACUAUACAUAAGAUAAUUUAUACUGGAGCAAAACCUUGGAAAUUCAAAGAAUGUGGUAAAACUUACAAUCCUCAAAACUUCUUACACCUAAAAUUCAUGCAGGAGAGAAACACCACAAAUGUGAAAAAUUUGGUAAAUUCUUUAACAAGUCUUCAACCCUUUCUGCACAUAAUAUAAUUCAUACUGGAGAGAAACCCCACAAAUAUGAAGAAUGUGGUAAUGCUUUUAACCAAUUCUCAAAUCUUACUAAACAAAAUUAAUACUGAAAAUGUUACAAACCAGAAAAAUGUGAAAAUGAUUUUAACAAAACCUUCAAAUUUUUCUAAACAUAAAGGAAAUCAUACUGGUAAGAAAUUAUAAAAAUGUGAAGAAUGUGACAAAGCCUUUAAAUGGUUGUCACACUUGAUUGUAGGUAAGAUAAUUCAUACUGGCAGAAACUCCCAGAAGUGUGAAGAAUAUGGCAAAACUUUAAUUCCUAUACCUUAUUGCACAGGAAAGCAUUUAUACUUCAGAAAAUGUUGUACUGAUAUAAAGAAUGUAGAAAAGCCAUUAAUAUGUGCUUACAUCUUAUUCAACAUUAGAGAGUUAGUACUUAAUAAAAGCAUUAUAAAUGCAAUUACUGUCAAAACUCA
Messenger RNA from Homo sapiens (human), 3997 nucleotides. It is a transcript of the gene ZNF138, whose product is annotated as zinc finger protein 138. Gene Ontology annotation, cellular component: nucleus. The coding region runs from base 1387 to 1803 and encodes 138 amino acids. Gene Ontology annotation, biological process: regulation of transcription by RNA polymerase II. The transcript has 5 exons. The record is from RefSeq and is a predicted model, not a curated record. Lineage: Eukaryota; Metazoa; Chordata; Mammalia; Primates; Hominidae.